Molecule: messenger RNA, 1755 nt
Organism: Orussus abietinus
Lineage: Eukaryota; Metazoa; Arthropoda; Insecta; Hymenoptera; Orussidae
Product: PAX-interacting protein 1-like
Exons: 1
Coding region: 1-1755 (584 amino acids)
Source: RefSeq, a predicted model, not a curated record
AUGCUCCUCGCCGCGACGGCGGCGGAGUCCCAGGACGCCUCGUCGGCGCUCCCGGCGGAUGCGGGACCCGCCAAGCUGGACAAGAAUCUGCGACGAGCCCUUCUGAAGGCUCUGGCUGACCUCGAGGCGGAGUCCGCCGAGCAGAAACGCAACGUCGAGAGCGAGGAAACGGUCGACGUCUUUCCGGACGCGACGACGCGCGAAACGAUCACGACUCUCUCGGAGACGUCCGAGACGCGUCCGUCCGAAAACGCGGGCAACGUUCCGAAGAAGACGACGUUCUCGACGUUCUCGUUCGACGGGUUCCCCGGGGACGAGGAGAUCCCGAGCGAGGACAAGUUGCAGAACUCGACGUACGUCCAACUUAUCGAGGAUGUCUCGUCCGGUCUUCUGGGAAGAGUGAACGUCAUCGACCAGGAUUCGAGAUCCGGGCGGACCCGUGAAGAGACGAAUCCCGACGAGGUCAGGGUCCCUCAACCCGAGAAGGCGGACCGGGUCGAGGCGGAGAACUCAAAGGGACCCGCCGCCGAUAAAGCGGGAAUCGAGGCUGCGGAGACUCUUGUGAAAAGUGCCAGCAGCAACGCGAUCGUCUCGGCCGAUUCCUUGGCGGCUCCCAAACCGACCGCCUCGAGCCUUCCAGCCGACCCGGACGUGGACGCCUCGGCGGUCUCCGGGGCCAAAGGGGGCCAGGAGGUGAAGAUCUUCCAGGCGCCUCUGGUAGCGGCCUUCACGGUCCAGCAGGACGAGCGCGGGAUCCCAAAAAGCGUGGUACCCAUCUAUCGGCAGACCGGGGACGGCCAGGCGCUGACGCUGCAGGAGCAACUGGAGUUCAAGCAGCGUUUGCUGGAAAAACAGCUGAAUGAGUUGCAGCGUCAGCAGCUGGAACAGACGAGGUUCCUCGUCGACCAGCAACGGCUCUACGAGGAGCAGGUCCGGAGGAAGCAGCAGCAGCGGCUAUAUCUGGAGGAACAGGCGAGGCUGAAGCAGCUGGAGGAGCGAAGAACGUUCCAGCAGAAGCAGCAACAGUCGAAGCAGUAUUCGCAACAGCAGUUUGGAUUCGAUCGGACCGGGGCCCUGACGCAGUUUCCGUCGACUUUCGAGUCGGCCAACGUCCACGUCCAGCCGAGUCUGGCCCUGCAAGUUCCCGACUCCGCGGUCCCGGCUCAAUUCCGGUUCGACUAUCGGGAUCAACUGCGCCAGCAGCAACUCCAAAGGCAGCAGCUCCUGCAGCGACAGCAGCAGCAACAGCAACAGCAGCAGCAACAGCAGCAGCAACAGCAUCAACAGCAGCAGCUGCACCAUCAGCGACAUGGAUUGCAGCAGAGCUUCGCGCCCUUUCCCGCGGACUUCCAGCUUUCAGGGGCCUCACCCUCCAGGUUCAAUCGGCAGGAAGCCUUUGGGACGGUCGGGAAUUUCGGAUUCAACGACAACCUCGACGAGUACUCCUCGAAGAAUCGCUUCCACGGCGGAAUCGACCCUCGGCCGGAGAACCAGCAGGGUUUCUCUUACCAGCAAUUUUCGCGGUUCGGCCAGACCAGGCCGGCGACGCCUUCGCAAACCCCGGCCAAGCAAAUACAGCAACUUCUCUUUCAGUCCGGUAUCGCCAACGAUUUGGGCCGCGUGCACGGCUCCGGAGGACACGAGGACCUCAACAUCCUUUCCAAGGUCCUCGCCUUGAACGUCGGGGCGAUUUCUGACAACGGCAUAUCCUCGGCUCAGCGGAACAACCUCCCGAAGAGUCCUGGAAGCGCGUGA